GAAACGCAAUAACAAGUGAAGUGAUUCAGGAAGAAGAAAAGACAAAAAGAAUUCCAGCAAAACAAUCGUCUAAAGGUUGCUGUUAUCAGUUAAAGACCUUUUCCGUGGUUGUGUGACGCGAUGAAGGUCGGACGGUGAAAUGACCAGACGGCCGUCACCUGAAAAUGAGCGUAUUCGGUGAUUUCCUCAAGGUGUGGGACCAAAGGUUCCCGGGCAGCGAACUGCCCUCGGACUGGGUGGCCGACGUCCGAGCCAACCUGAGUAAACACAAGCAGAAGGUGCGGGUGCUGCAGGAGGAGUUGGACCGCGAGAAGACGUACGUCGAGUACCUGGAGCAGCUGCUGCAGGAGAAACUCGAGCAGAACGGGCAGGACCAGUCGCCGACGGAAGAUGUCGGAGAACGGCAGCCGCCCAGCAGCCCCCUGCACGAGGACGCGGCCCUCAAGAUCAUCAACGAGCUGUCCAGGACGCUGGCCAAGAUCGAGAACGGGGCGGUCGGCGACGAAGAGCCCGACGAGGCUGUCAACGAGCUGGUCAAGGGCCGCUCCAUGUCGGACGCCUCGCACUACGUCACCGUCAUCGAAGUCAACGAAGGGGACAUGCGGGCCCUGAAGAAGGCCCACAGUGUCGUCGAGUCCGAGAAGCCAAAGAAGGUGCCACCCAAACCGCCACCAAAGACAUUCCAGCUCAGGAGGGACAACAGCGACAUCAAUGUGAACCAAAUUGCGGAGCGGAAACCAGAAGUCGAGACAAAGGCAGCUGAGACAGCCAAAAUUAAGGAGGAGGCUGAUGUAGAAGGAAAUAUUCCAAAUGAGGAGGAGACUGAAGAGGAAGCAACUGUGAGGCAGCUUGUGGAGGCAGCAGAUUUGAUUGCGGCCUCCGUAAAAGAUGAAGACGAUGGCAGCUCAAGUAAAUCUGUGAGUGCUGAUGAGCCCCUGUAUGACCAAGUCCCUAUGGACGCCGAGGGCGACUACGUAUACCUGACCACCUUGGCCGCUGGUCUGGACAAGAAGGGCCACGAAAGUGGAGGCAGCAUGAGUGACUUGGACGGAGAGGCCACAAUGAAGUCAAGAGCGUCCGGCACCAGCGUUGGCAGCUCAGAAACAGGAACCACCGACACCGACCCCGGUAUUUUGACCUCAAGUCCUGGCUCUCCGUGUAUCUCCAAUUAUGUCAACAUAGACUAUUUCAUCAAGCACAAUAAUGCUGAGGCUGUUGAGAGAACCGGCACAGGAGGCAGCAGACGAAACGAUUCCGCCGAGUCUGACGAAGACGUGCCACCUCUGAUGAGGACAAUAUCACAUGACACGGAUGUUGAGGAUGGCAGGGACAAAUACGCCAGCAACUCUUCACUGGACAUUGUUUCUUCCAGCAACUGGCGUCCAGAAUCAAAGCAGGGGUCGAGCAGUGAAGCGUCAACGGCAACUCGCUCGAGCAUUUCCAAUGAGAAGUCUUCAACCAGAAAGUGCAUCAUUGCGAACAUAAUUGAAAGUGAAACUGCAUUCCUUGGUGGACUGGGUGCUUUAUAUCAGUACAUGAAGGCGGUGAAAGCAACUUUGGGGACUUCACAGCCAGUGAUCUCGCAGGGCGAUUUCAACACCAUCUUUUUCAAAGUGCCUGAACUUUACAACAUGCAUAGGAAAUUCCUGGACAGCCUGAAACGCUCGUACGAGUCCGAUAUGGAAAUUUCUAGUGUUGGAGACCAAUUCAAAAAUCUUGCCCUUCAAAUAAAUGAAUAUGGUGCUUUUCUGCACAACUACGGCCGCGCCACUGACGCUGUCCGCAAGUGCAGCCAGAGCAGCUCGCAGUUUGCUCAAAUCAUGCACAGCAUUCCUGUCAGGACUGAGAGGGGCAAGAUGAAUGAGCAGAAAGUGUCUCUGGAAGAUCUUCUUCACAAGCCCGUCGCCCGCAUUCAGAAAAACACCCUGGUGCUCAACGAUCUGAUCAAGUACACGCCAGAAACGCACCCUGACUACCAAACGCUGGGAGAGGCGCUCGCCAUGAACCAGUCAUUCCUUGACGAAUUUAACAUGAUCCAGACCAAGUCCAUGUUUCCAUCUGCAGAUCGAGCGCAGAGAAGAUUGGUGAAAAAUUCAUUUAUUGUCGAGUUGGCUGAUGGUCAUCGAAAGCUGAGACACCUGUUCCUGUUCAACGAUGUUAUUGCAUGUGCUAAGUACAAGGCCAGUGGACGUGACAAAUUCACAUUCGAGCUCAAGUGGUACAUAGCCCUGAAUGACAUUGUAGUAUACGACGAGUUCGCUGCCGAACCCAAAGAAGUUUCUCCUCCCAGCAUUGUUGCACUCAAGUCGGCAGCUUGCACAGUGCGGGACCAGAUUUUGUGGCAGGAGAGGCAGCUGGAUCUCAAAAGACACGGUUCUAGAGCUGAAAAGCAGCGGAAGAAACUUGCCGAUUUGGAAGCUCAGCUUGUUUUGGCAUCACCAAAUUUGGUGUUCAGAGUAGGCCAGAGAAACCAACGAUCUUACACCUUCUUCUUGUCAUCGGAGUUUGAACGCACUCAGUGGAUAGAUGCAAUUCAGGCCAUGCAGACAAGCCAGUUUCCUGGGCCAAGUGCACCAGUGGGCAUGAAUGAGCUGCAAGCUUGGAUCACAGCUUGUCGGACCUUCUUAAAAACAGACAUGGGCUCUUAUUUGUUGAGGUCAGGUCGAGACGAGAGUUUGCUUUUGGGUGAUCUGCACGUCAAGGUUUGUCGACUUCGUGGUUUAGAAGCGCCUGCCAAUCUUACAGUUUGCCUUGAAGUUGACAGCUACGGCCAUUAUUUCAAAAAGGCAAGAACAAAGCUUGUUUGUGGAUCUGCUGCUCCAGUUUGGGAUGAGGAGUUUGUCGUUGAGUUGGAGGGGUCACAAAACUUGAGAGUAUUACUCUAUGAAGAAACAGGACCUCGGGCAGUUUUGAGAGGAAAAGCUACUCAAAUGUUGAGCCAUUCCUGGCUUGGUCGUCAGUCCUCUUUGAGAACUGUAUCGAUGCAAAGUUACGAGUUGGACUUGAUGGUUCGAUUUGUCCCGAGUGAAGAGACACUGCGCCGAGUGCCAACAGCCAAAGUUUCAGGGCUCUUCGGAGCCAAAAUCCAGCAAGUUUGCAAACGACAAAAACGUCCUGUGCCAUUUAUUAUUACCAGCUGUGUUCGUGAAGUUGAGCGCCGAGGAAUGGACGAGAUCGGCAUUUACCGAGUUUCGGGCUCAGCGUCAGACCUCAGCAAACUGAAGAAGUCAUUUGAGACAAACUCGUAUGAAGCUGAACAGCUUUUGAAGGAAGUUGACAUCCAUUCUGUGACUGGAAUUCUGAAGCUCUAUCUACGAGAGCUGCCUGAAGCUUUGUUUACGGACGCCCUGUAUCCAAAACUCUUCGACAUCAUCAACAAUUCCGAAAUGGAUUCCAGCUCGAAACGACAAAACCUUCUCACAAUGUUCAGACAGCUCUCAUCGCAGAAUCAGCAAAUCAUCCUCUUUCUUCUGGCUCAUAUGUCAAAAAUCAACCAGCAAGAGCAUGUGAAUAAGAUGUCGUUGCAUAAUUUGGCAACUGUCUUCGGACCAACCCUCCUUCGGCCGUGCUCCAACACAAAUGCCCACCACCGAGACCCCCUUGCUGCCGGCACCGUGGACGUCAUGGCUCAGGCUGGCAUUUUAUACCAAUUUUUGCAGUGCUACGUCAGCGGUGAGCUGCGCAACAUCAUUCCCGGUUUGCCGGCUACAAAUCAACGCAGCUAAAUGUGCAGGGUAUUCACAUCAGUAGUAGAAUGAUUUUUCUAGGGAUCAAUAUCACGCCAAAUGCCUUUGUCUUUUGUAUUCGACGAUAUAUUUGGUAGCAUUUUUACAUGAGAACAAUACAAUUAAUUAUUCCGAGCAGCUGUUCCUUGUGCAGCUGACGAAACAGAAAAUCUCUUUUGCACAUUCUACAAGUGCCGGCCCCGAACCAUGGCGGCGCGGACGACGCUUUUAUUUUUUGUAAACAUGAUUAUUAUGUAUGGUAAUUGAUAGAACCGUAGGGUAACAUCCCCUCAUUUGCAUCGAGAAAUAGGCCAUAUUUUCCGUAAUAGGUGUAUUAUCAUAUUAUGAUAGGUUAGUCUCUACAGUCUACAACUUUAUUCUAUGUUGGUGGUGUGCGAAAAUUUUAAUUUCUAGUCAAUAGGGAGAAGAAAGGAAAUAGUUUCAAAUCAUAUGUUCAGCGACGAAAAAAAAUCUAUCAAUAAAUCAGACUUCAGAUGUAGAAAAACACAUCUCAGAUUUGCUAAGGCUGCAA
This is a messenger RNA of Neocloeon triangulifer, 4257 nucleotides long. RefSeq names its product active breakpoint cluster region-related protein (gene RhoGAP1A). The record is from RefSeq and is a predicted model, not a curated record. The coding region runs from base 165 to 3725 and encodes 1186 amino acids. Gene Ontology annotation, cellular component: membrane. NCBI's taxonomy places the organism in Eukaryota, Metazoa, Arthropoda, Insecta, Ephemeroptera, Baetidae. Gene Ontology annotation, biological process: intracellular signal transduction; positive regulation of GTPase activity; protein phosphorylation. The transcript is spliced from 16 exons. Gene Ontology annotation, molecular function: GTPase activator activity; protein serine/threonine kinase activity; guanyl-nucleotide exchange factor activity.